Molecule: messenger RNA, 2658 nt
Organism: Mucor velutinosus
Lineage: Eukaryota; Fungi; Mucoromycota; Mucoromycetes; Mucorales; Mucoraceae
Exons: 7
Coding region: 1-2658 (885 amino acids)
Biological process (GO): regulation of DNA-templated transcription; DNA-templated transcription
Molecular function (GO): DNA-binding transcription factor activity, RNA polymerase II-specific; zinc ion binding; DNA binding
Source: RefSeq, a predicted model, not a curated record
AUGAAUACGGAAACUCUUGUUCCUACUACAGCAGCAGAGAACGAAUCUGAAGGUUCACAAAAGAAAGUCAGUCGCCGAGUGACAAGAGCAUGUGAUUUCUGCAGACGACGAAAAGUGAAAUGUGCCUUUCAAGAGGGACAAGUGUGCUUCAAUUGCCAGGCAUACAACGAGACCUGCCAAUUCACAAAAGUUGUUAGGAAGCGAGGACCACAGAAAGGUUACGCAGAUGACUUGGAGGAGCGCAUACAGCAGAUGGAGGCCGUCAUUCAGGAAGCAUCAAAGCAAAAGAAGCGAAAGAACAUGGACGCACUCAUCACCCCCGAAAUCCAAAAGAAUAAACUGCUAGUGCAACGUAGAUUUCGAUCCAAAAACCAGCCCAACACUGACCCGCCUGGAUUGCUGUCCAACAUAUUUGAGGAAUACGCUGUGCUGGACCCUCGCAACUGGCCCUCGGGGGUCGCCUAUGACAGCAUACAUUAUUUGGGAGAUUUAUCCGCCUUGCAAUUCUUGUCGAAAAAGAUCAACACAUGCAACAAGCAGAAAUGGCAACAGCAUUAUAUCAAGAAGUUUGGCAAUGACACUGUGCUUGUGGCAGAUCCAGGGCUCAGUAAUCCCACAUCAAGCAAGAUUCCAGACUUUCAAUGGCCAGAGGACAUUCAUUCAAAGCAAGAGGAUAUCCACAAAUACAUUUAUACCGUCACUGGACUGGAUAGAUAUACGUCUGUUCGACUAUUAAAGAUUUACUUCUCACAUAUUCACCCCAUUCUACCCGUCAUUGACAAGACCGAGUUUAUCAAGCAGUAUCGAGAUAGAGUGGAGACAUAUCCCUCGGGGGAACUGCUGAAUGCCAUGUUUGGUGCUGCUGCUCGAUUCGUCGAAUGCGAAAGUGUCGAGCCAGAGAGAAAGCGAACCCUGCCUUCAGAUGCUGUCUGGGAUGUUCCUGUAGGAUGGUCCAACAAGUUUUUCGAUCAAGCCGAGUACAUUAUAUCCAAAUGGCCGACGAACCCCACCAUCUCUAAUGUCCAGGCCAUCAUUCUCAUCUUGAAUCAUCGUGGCGAUCGUGAUUCAAAGUCAUCUGCUUGCUGGCAACUGGGUGGAUUUGCGAUCAGAAUGGCUCAGCUACUUGGUUUGCAUCGAAACUGCGACGACUGGGAUAUUCCUGGAAACGAAAAAGAGACAAGGAAGAGAGUGUGGUGGGCACUAUACAUUACAGAUCGAUUUCAGACUGCCAUCUUGGGGAGACCCAUCAAUCUGAGAGACGAGGACAUCAAUGUGCCGUAUCCUGACGCUGGGGCAGAUAUUGAGGAAGUGAUGGAUGCAUAUGAAGCAGAUCGGUCAAAAAUCCAGUGCAACCAAGUCUUCCCUCGAUUCCCCUCACUUACUACGCCUUACGAUAUCACAUCAAACAACAAUCGCCGCCCUCAGAUAUAUGAGCUCUUUAUUCAAUUUAUAAAGUUAUCCGAGAUCCUGGGACGCAUUUUGACUGGGUUACAUACGCCCACGGCACGAAAAUACAGCUCUGAGCAUGGCAGUUAUGGCCUCGUUACUCGGCUUGAUUUUGAGCUGACUGAAUGGAGAUACGCGUUUCCUACCUCUCUCAAAAACAUCAAUCUGCCCGAUUACAAUGAGGACGAUGGUCAUUUUGCACCUGCCAUUGCAUCGGUACUGCUAUUUUACUUUAGCACAUUGAUUCUACUGCAUCAACCUUUCAUCCGACGAACAGCAUCUCGAUCAUCCAACACAUCACAACAGAUUUGCACCAGUGCUGCCACGCGUGGUAUGCGUAUUGCUUCUCGAUUAUCGGCAAGGAACUUUCUAAUGUGCCCGUAUUCAUUCACGCUCUAUCCCAUCAUGCAAUUUGGCAUCAUCCACAUGUACAAUGGCAAAAAUUCAGACCCCAACGUCUCACAAGUGGCGAAACAGUACCUGAAAAGAGGUACAGAACUAUUGCAGCGCCUACAGCACAUGUCCAAGACUGCAAGCCGGAUGCAUCUUGUAUUCAAGAGUAUCACAGAGAAUGCAGACUUGCACGCUGCCGAAGAUGACAAUGUGGAAAGAAAUCUAGCGGAAGAAGAGAAUCACCUUGAAGAGAAUAUCAGGAGGAUCAAAGCAAGAGAAAAGAACAAAGCAGCCGAAAGACCAUCCAUGAAGCGUAUCAUGGAUUCAGUCAUGCUACAAAAGCCAUCAUCCUACUACUACCAACAAGCACUCAUUCACACUCCCACUGCUUCCACCAGUCAGCCCUCAGCAGCAGCAGCAGCAGCAGCAGCAGCAGCAGCAGCAAUGCCGCCCAUCGAUGCUACUGAAGAGGCAUUUACAUUGACACAGUUUGGAUUUGAUACGACCAACGACACAAGCGCACUGGAUUACAUUCUGCAAAAUGUCACUAGUUUAUCUGGCUUUACAGAAAGUAUCAAUGCGUGUUCAAAUCCCUUAUCUCCACUGCCACAGCAGCAACAACAAGACGCAUCCAAUACGACAUCACACAUACCAGCGCAACAACAACAACAACGACAACGACAGCAGCAGCAGCAACCAUUAUCGACAAAUCAAGAGCAAACAAAUAUAUUUAGAAAUGAUCCAAACAAUGUAUUUUGGGAUCUACCCGCGGCUUUCGAUUGGGAUCAAUUGAGUCAAUGGGUCAAUGAUAACGUGUAA